This is a messenger RNA of Carassius gibelio (silver crucian carp), 661 nucleotides long. RefSeq names its product achaete-scute homolog 5. The record is from RefSeq and is a predicted model, not a curated record. The transcript has a single exon. Bases 1 to 498 code for a protein of 165 amino acids. Lineage: Eukaryota; Metazoa; Chordata; Actinopteri; Cypriniformes; Cyprinidae. Gene Ontology annotation, biological process: regulation of transcription by RNA polymerase II; developmental process. Gene Ontology annotation, molecular function: DNA-binding transcription factor activity, RNA polymerase II-specific; RNA polymerase II transcription regulatory region sequence-specific DNA binding; protein dimerization activity.
AUGGACACGUCCCUCCAGGAAUCUCCUUGUCAUUUGUCCAGGAGCAGCAGGUGUUGUGCGCCCUCUGGUGGUUACGGAGGGAAUUACACGCAUGUGGAUCGCCCGUUGCCUCUGUUGUUAUACCCGAGCCGCGUUGAUCAGCGAGUCUACGAUAGAUCCUUCUGUAGCAGUGCAUCGCUGCUCUCGUACCUACCGUCGUUACACGGGAGCUUCGGCGUCUACGAAUGUCCGUUCGAGCCCGCCUUCAUCCAGAAACGCAACGAGCGGGAACGCCAGCGCGUGAGAUGUGUGAACCAGGGAUACGCCAAACUACGCGAGCACCUGCCCAACGGGACGGCCGACAAACGGCUGAGCAAAGUUGAGACGCUGCGCGCGGCCAUACGCUACAUCAGGUACCUGCAGGAUCUGGUGGAGAACGCGGGCACGGCGGAGGAGAACCGAGAAGUGUCACCGUUUUCCAUUUCCGAAUCGUCUUCUGAGGAGUCUGUUGGGAGUUAAAGACGUACAGAAAACCUGGUUCAAACGACUUUAUCCCGCUACUGAAAAACGAGACUCAAACCCUGAGAGAUUCUCAGAUAACAGCAUGUUUCAAUGAUGCAAAACCACAACUUCGCUAUCCAGGAAAUGCGCAAACAAUUACAGACAAGUAAUGAGCUGAAUA